This is a messenger RNA of Diaporthe amygdali, 1500 nucleotides long. Its product is annotated as cytochrome P450. The record is from RefSeq and is a predicted model, not a curated record. Lineage: Eukaryota; Fungi; Ascomycota; Sordariomycetes; Diaporthales; Diaporthaceae. The transcript has 4 exons. Gene Ontology annotation, molecular function: monooxygenase activity; iron ion binding; heme binding. Bases 1 to 1500 code for a protein of 499 amino acids.
AUGAUGUCUUUAUCUAUAGGCAGCCCGAUGGGCAUGGUAUUACUCAGUGUCAUAUUGGGUGUCGGCUAUGCAAUAAGCAUAUCAUUCUACAAUCUUUUCCUCCACCCGCUGCGCAACUUUCCCGGACCUAUAUUGAACCGCAUUUCCCGUAUCCCACGCGCGAGGCAUCUUGUGAAAGGAGACCAAUCCUUCCAUAUCAGGACGUUGCAGGAGAAGUACGGUCCUGUGGUGAGGAUCGCCCCCGAUGAGCUCGCGUAUAUCGACGUGCAAGCAUGGAAGGACAUAUAUGGCCAUCGCUCGAACGGGGAUGAGUUUUCCAAGCCCAGCUGGUUCUACCGCAUCUUCAAUCAGAUACCGGUCGACCUUCUCAGUGAGACGCGCGAGAGGCACGCAGCCCUGCGACGUCAGCUCGCCCACGGCUUCUCCGACAAGGCCAUGCGCACGCACGAGCCCAUCAUCACCAAUUACGUCAACCUACUCAUCCAGCGGCUCCACGAGCAAUGCCACGGCACGACAGCAGUGGUUCCCAUGCGGGACUGGUUCUGGCACACAACAUUUGACGUUAUCGGCGACCUCGGUUUCGGCUCCCCCUUUGGCUGUCUUGGGGGCAACUGCGUCCACCCCUGGAUCCGGCUCAUCACCACGUCCAUCUGGCAGAAUGCCGCCAUGCGCGCGCUCAUAUCUCUCGUCGGCCAGGGGCCGAUGCAGUUUCUGUUUGACACGGGCCUUCUCGCGGGCAAGAAGCACCAGGACAUAAUGUCCGAGAAGCUGGCGCAGCGGAUGGAGCUCGGCCAUGAGCGCCCGGACCUGAUCGAGGGCCUGCUGAAGGAGAAGGACAAUCUUAACCUCAGCUUCAAACAGCUGACUGCCAACUCCACCCUGCUCAUGGUCGCCGGCUCCCUGACCACGGCCACUUUCAUCACCGGUUCCACCUUCCUCCUCGUCUCCAACCCGGACAAGCUGAAGAAGUUGGUGGAAGAAGUCCGCUCCAGCUUCGCCUCCGAGGAAGAGAUCAAUCUUGUCUCUGUCGGUCGCCUCUCGUACAUGCUUGCCUGCCUCAACGAGGGCCUCCGACGCUACCCGCCCGUCACCACUGGCCUGCCUAGGACAGUGCCCAAGGGCGGUGCGUCUGUCGCUGGCCAGUAUGUGCCCGAGGGUACCACCGUCGCCGUCUGGCAAUGGGCUAUCAACCACCGUAGCGACUACUGGAGUCAGCCUUUCGAGUACAUUCCGGAGCGCUGGUUAGAGGGCGGCAACAAGGAGCGAGGGGAUCAGCUGGAUGCGAUGCAGCCGUUCAGCGCGGGCCCCCGCAACUGCAUUGGCCGCAAUCUUGCCUUUGCCGAAGCGCGUCUCAUACUGGCUCGGGUCCUUUACAACUUCGACAUCGAGCUUGAUCGGAGCAGUCAGAGGUGGCUGGCGGACCAGAAGUCCUAUGCGAUGUGGGAUAAGCCCCAGCUGAAUCUCAAAUUGACGCCCGUUGUCAAGAUGAGAGGAGAGUAG